Molecule: messenger RNA, 864 nt
Organism: Hibiscus syriacus
Lineage: Eukaryota; Viridiplantae; Streptophyta; Magnoliopsida; Malvales; Malvaceae
Product: leucine-rich repeat protein 1-like
Exons: 7
Coding region: 1-609 (202 amino acids)
Molecular function (GO): protein binding
Source: RefSeq, a predicted model, not a curated record
AUGACACCAUUUCUGCGUUCUAAUAGAGAUGUAAGUAAGGUUGAUAUCGAUGAGGGAAUAGCAUUGAAAGAGACCUUGAGAAGAAGUCUAACGGAUCCCGAUAACGUGCUCCUGAGUUGGGAUCCCACCCUUGUUAACCCUUGUACUUGGUUCCACAUCACUUGCAAUCAAGAUAAUCGAGUCACUAGAGUAGAUUUAGGUAAUACACACCUAUCAGGACAUUUGGUACCAGAACUUGGGAGGCUUCAACAUUUGCAAUAUUUGUAUGUUAACAAAAAUAACAUCCAAGGAACCAUCCCUACUGAACUUGGGAACUUGAAGAGCCUUAUCAGAUUGGAUCUAUACAACAUCUCCGGCACCAUGCCUCCUUCGCUUGGGAAACUGAAGUCUCUCGUAUUCUUGCGACUUAAUGACAACAGACUAACUGGACCUAUCCCUAGGGAACUUAUUGGGGUUUUGCCUAAAGUUGUUGAUAUGUCAAAGAAUGAUUUGUGUGGAACAAUUCCUACCAGUGGACCAUUUGAGCACAUUCCUCUAAACAAAAAAAACCCUCGAUUGGAAGGUCCGGAGUUGUUGGGGCUUGCUAGUUACGACACAAACUGCUCGUGAAGGACAAAGUGAUGCUACAAAGCUUGGAAUUAGUUGUGUACUCGCAAGAUCUUGAGUGUAUUAUCACACUAUAAAUGUGGUUUGUGAGAUGCAAUCCUUCAUAUAAGUAUCUGUAAAUCAGAAUUUAUUAGUAUUUGUAACUGAAACUAUGAUGCUCUUCCUAAGGUGGUGUAGACAAGCUAGUAUUUGAUGUAAUAGCAGCAACAAGUUUACCACUGGUGUGCAUCCUUAAAAUAGCUUCCCACUUAUUUGCCA